This is a messenger RNA of Erinaceus europaeus (western European hedgehog), 1406 nucleotides long. RefSeq names its product phosphoserine phosphatase (gene PSPH). Gene Ontology annotation, biological process: L-serine biosynthetic process; dephosphorylation. The record is from RefSeq and is a predicted model, not a curated record. Lineage: Eukaryota; Metazoa; Chordata; Mammalia; Eulipotyphla; Erinaceidae. The transcript has 6 exons. Gene Ontology annotation, molecular function: magnesium ion binding; L-phosphoserine phosphatase activity. The coding region runs from base 77 to 1015 and encodes 312 amino acids. Gene Ontology annotation, cellular component: cytoplasm.
GAGGGAGGAGGCAGAUGGGGGCGGGUCCGGGGGGGCCCUCCCCGGGGCGGGGCCGAGGGCUUCCUCCUCCCCCGCUAUGCAGCGCCCAGGUCUAGCCGCAGCCUCCGCCGAGGAAACACAUGCAAAGCCUGGCAGCGGCCGGCGCACCUCUCCGCAGCCGUCACCCGAACACGGGGCGAAGGCUCUGCCGCCCUGCGCGAGCCACUUCGCCCGGGACGCCGCGUCGGGCACCCCCCGGCCCCGCACAGUCGAAAAGGUUUCGGCGGCUGGUGUCCCCGAGGCGGUGGCGGCGGCCCAGGAAGGAGCAGCAGCGCCUUGGAGCAGACUUCGUCCAAGGAUGGUCUCCCACUCAGAGCUGAGGAAACUUUUCUGUUCAGCCGAUGCCGUGUGCUUCGAUGUUGACAGCACAGUUAUUCGAGAAGAAGGAAUUGAUGAGCUGGCCAAGUUCUGUGGAGUUGAAGAUGCAGUGUCAGAAAUGACACGACGGGCCAUGGGGGGGUCUGUGCCUUUCAAGGCUGCCCUUACGGAGCGCCUAGCGCUGAUCCAGCCCUCUAGGGAACAGGUGCAAAGGCUCCUAGCAGAGCACCCCCCACAUCUGACCCCAGGCAUAAGGGAGCUUGUAAGUCGCCUGCAAGAGCGAAAUGUCCAGGUUUUCCUCAUUUCUGGCGGCUUCCGGAGCAUCGUGGAGCACGUGGCUUCCAAGCUCAACAUUCCGUUGACCAACGUGUUUGCCAACAGACUGAAAUUCUACUUUAAUGGUGAAUAUGCAGGUUUUGAUGAGAUGCAGCCGACAGCGGAAUCUGGUGGGAAAGGCAAAGUCAUCAAGCUCUUAAAGGAAAAGUUUCAUUUUAAGAAAAUAGUUAUGAUCGGAGAUGGAGCCACAGACAUGGAAGCCUGCCCUCCAGCUGAUGUCUUCAUUGGCUUUGGUGGCAACGUGAUCAGGCAACAAGUAAAGGACAAUGCUGAGUGGUACAUCACUGAUUUUGUCGAGCUGUUGGGAGCCCUGGAAGAGUAGUUUUAUCACUUUUUAUGCAGCUCAUAACAACUUCAGGUUAAUUUUUAAAAUUUCUACAGUUUGGUACUGUCUUCUUGCAAUUGCCUAUGACCAUGUAACGUGUACAUCUGAAACUGGUGAUCUGUAUUUCCAAGUACAACUACAGAGAAUGUGACUUUUUUAAAAAAUAUAUUUUAGUGCGAGGAUCAUGAUCAUUUAUUACCGUGGGAGUUUUAGAAUCUGAAUUCUUUAUGUCUUUUGCCUACUGUAGUUUAUUGGAAUCCUUUUACAGGUGGGCAGUAAAGGAAACAUCCUCAGGAUUGGAAAUAUAGAUUAAUCAGCUUUAAGUGAACAUUGGUUUUCCCUUUGAUAUAUGUAUAUAUAAAUAAAAAGUUUAUCCAUAUAUCAGAAA